Triticum turgidum subsp. durum (durum wheat) is the source of this 951-nucleotide messenger RNA. Lineage: Eukaryota; Viridiplantae; Streptophyta; Magnoliopsida; Poales; Poaceae. The record is from the annotation of a GenBank genome assembly.
AUGAAGAGCAGCAGUAAUCUCGAGGCCUUCCUCCAGGCCGCAACGCCCCUGCUCCCAUGGCGCUCCAGCACCAUGGAACGGUUCCAGGGCGCGCCCAGCAGCGUGUGGCAACAGCCGGACGGCAAGAACAAGGACGCCGUGGAGUACUUCGCCCUGUCCGACCUGUGGGAGCACUACGCCGAGAGCAGCGCCUACGGCCUGGCCGUGCCCGUCCGGGACGCCGGUGACCGCGCCGUGGUCACCACCAUGCACUUCGUCCCCUACCUCUCCGCCGUCCAGCUCUACACCGCCACAAAAGCCCACCUCUCACACCCUCGGCGCCACCUCCAGGUACAGGGCAGCAAGACGGAUUCGUGGAGCGACGACAGCGUGGGCGACAGGUUCGCCGGCUCCGGGUCCUCCUCCUGGGACGCAGCGUCAGACGAAGACGAUUCUUCCUCCACCUACGACGGCAAUGGCUCCACCGGCGUCUCAGCGAAGCAGAGUGGGUACCUGAAUUUUCAGUACAGGGAAUGGGACUCGCCCUACGAGAGGGUGCCGCUGGCUCACAAGGUGGCGGAGCUGGCUCAGGAUUACCCAUGCCUCAUGUCACUUAGCAGCGCGGAGCUCUCGCCGUCCAACUGGAUGUUCGUGGCAUGGUACCCAAUCUAUCACAUCCCUGCUCAUGUCAACCUGAGGGGUACCUCUGCCUGCUUUCUCACCUAUCAUUCCAUCUCAUCAGUCUUCCAAGACAACAUACAUAGCGGGCUGGUACACGAUGAGGGUGAGAUCGCGGCGCUCUCGCCAUUUGGGUUGGCAACCUACAGGAUGCAAGGGGACCUAUGGAAGAGAUCAGGGUCAUCAGACCAUAGGAGGUUGUCUGAGCUCCACUGGGCGGCGGCCUCCUGGUUGAAGCAAGUCGGUGCUCACCACCCCGACUUUACCUUCUUCACAUCUUCUCACCGUCGAUAG